ACGAUUGCUUCUUGAGCUCUGUGUAGUUCUUACUUGUCCAUCAAGUCGUGCGGAUCGAACAAAGUUAUUUUCACAGAAAGGAGGGAAUAUUCUUUCAAGGAAGGAAGGAAAAUGACAAUCACUUAUGUUACGGCUGGUCCGGAUGGCGAUCAACCAAAUACUUUUACUACAAAGGAACGCGAAGGAAGAUAUAUCCGUAAAACACCUCCGAAGCAGCCACCGAUGCAAACGGUUAAUUUAACUGUCGGCAAUCCUAGUUCCGUGCGCCACUUCAACAAGCAACUUAACGUUGCCUGUGCUGUGUUCUUUCUUUUUGUCUAUGGCGGCAUGGACUUCGCCCACAGUGCUGGCUGGAAUCAGACCUUGAACACCUCCGCCACUCAGGUGUUCAAGUGCAGUUGGUUUAUAGGUGUCCUAGCUGGAGCUGCCAUCGCCUCGCUGGCCAUGACCUUUCUGCCGAAGUUGCCCUUCUAUGUCCUCGGAGGUCUGAUGCAACUCACGGGAUCCAUUAUUUUCACCUGUGCCCCCUUCGACUACGGACUUCUUAUGGCCGCGCGUUAUGUGGCCGGUGCGGGAAUUGGACUGAUCACUGUUCCGUUUCUCAUCCACAGCGCUGAGGUGGCGUCGGACAACUAUCGCGGGGUCAGCGCAUCAAUGGAGCAGUGUGGCCUGGCUCUGGGCAUCGCAAUUCAGGUUAUUUACGACACGCAGUGGGUGGAUGACAAGGAAGCAUCCGUCAACGAGGUUCAUGGAAUCAUAGGAAUUGUCUUUUCCAUUCUCGGUCUAGGAAUGACAGCUCUCUCGAUUGAGUCGCCCAUCUUUCACCUGCGUCGCAACCAGGAGGAGAAGGCCCGCGAAUGUCACCAAAAACUAUUGGGUAGCUUCAACAGUUCGGUGGACCAGUCAUUCGAGGAGGUCAGUCGCUACGUGGCGGAGAGUCGGAAUAGGAGCUUUUGUCAGGAACUUUGGAGCUCAGUGGUGCCCUUUAUUAAGCUGCUCCUCUACCGCGGCUUUGUCGCCUUUUCCUUUUCCCUACCCCUUUCCGCAUCCCUGAUCUCGAGCACUCUGAUGACCAAGGGCUAUAUAUCCUGUUGGCCAGUGACGGUUUGGGGACUGGUCCGUUUGCUCGGAGCUCUGGUCGCCCAGGGAUUCUUGGACAGGAUGGGCCGGAAGCUCAUCUCGCUCGUGGGACUGCUCUGCAUGGCCAUCCUGAUGCUCUGCAUGGCCGUCUCCUACGCAAGUCCGGCGAACGUGCUCCUCACCUACUACAUGAACCAAGUGUGGAAGCUGGGAGUAGCUUUCCAGGCCUUUGCCGGACUCUUCGUGUGCAGCUCAUCCGUCUAUCUGGGCGAGGCAUUUCCCAUGAGAGUUAAGCCCUUCCUCGUGGGAUAUAUUGUGGGCUUCGAGCAGACGGUCCACAUCAUUAACAUUGUUGGCUAUAACCGGGGCUCCGAUAAUUUCUUUUACCAUUACUAUUUGUGUGUGGGAAUAAUACUAUUGGUUGGAGUGAUUUUCUUCGGAAUUGUCAUUCCAGAAACAAAGAAAAUUACUCUGCGAGAGGCUAACAGGCGGUUCCAGCGAUUGCACAAUAUUAAAUUAUUUUAGAAAAAUAAAAUAAAGAGAAUAACAAAAUUGUAAUUGCAA
Molecule: messenger RNA, 1644 nt
Organism: Drosophila rhopaloa
Lineage: Eukaryota; Metazoa; Arthropoda; Insecta; Diptera; Drosophilidae
Product: probable polyol transporter 6
Exons: 4
Coding region: 112-1605 (497 amino acids)
Biological process (GO): transmembrane transport
Cellular component (GO): membrane
Molecular function (GO): transmembrane transporter activity
Source: RefSeq, a predicted model, not a curated record